This is a messenger RNA of Trichoderma virens Gv29-8, 1404 nucleotides long. RefSeq lists its product as uncharacterized. Gene Ontology annotation, biological process: DNA-templated transcription; positive regulation of transcription from RNA polymerase II promoter by galactose. The transcript has 5 exons. The coding region runs from base 1 to 1404 and encodes 467 amino acids. Gene Ontology annotation, cellular component: nucleus. The record is from RefSeq and is a predicted model, not a curated record. Lineage: Eukaryota; Fungi; Ascomycota; Sordariomycetes; Hypocreales; Hypocreaceae. Gene Ontology annotation, molecular function: RNA polymerase II cis-regulatory region sequence-specific DNA binding; DNA-binding transcription factor activity, RNA polymerase II-specific; zinc ion binding.
AUGCCUCGACAUAGAGUUAGAGUUGAGGACAGGAAGCGCUCCGUGCGAGCCUGCGAAGCAUGCCGAUUGUCAAGAAAGCGAUGCGAUUCCCGACUUCCCUGCUCCUCUUGUUCCCGAAAAGGAAUUGGUGCCAGUUGUGUGUAUGGUGACAGAGCGAAGGCAUCCCCAUCGAAUCGCAUGGACUCCUCACGCGAUCGUGAGGGGUUACAGAUCAAUCAUGAUGCACGGAGCGAAAAUGCCCCACAGCCAUUGAUCACUCAGAAUGCUAGAAUGCUAUUGACUUCCAAGGGAGAAAAAGUUUAUGUUGGUAAGACAGCCGCAAUAUCGAUGCUCCAGUUUCUCCGGAAUGUCCUUCGGCGAUUUGCAGGCCCUUCGGCUUUCACUGAAAGUCGACGGAGCAAUACGAUGUUGGAAGCCACCUUGAGAUCCACAUCUCAUAGGCCCAUCGACUUUGUGGAUAACUUGAGCGUAUCGGAACGAACCGAAUUUAUCCACUAUUACAAAGUUGCGUCAAAUGGAUUUCUCAAUUUGCUCACGGGUGGCAUAUUGAGCCAACUAAAUUCUGAAAGGAUUCUGGAAUCCGAAUUUGAGAAUGCAUCAUCGAAAGACGAUAUAAUAGCGGCUUACUUAGUAAUUGCCAUUGGAGCCCACUGUAGGGGCAAUGGAGACAAAGAUGUCAAGACAUCUUCAAACUACUUUGCUGAAGCACAGCGUCUCGGGUUCCAGGAUAUGCUUCUAAAUCCAAGCCUUUCCAUGGUGAGAAACUUUCUUCUCAUGGCUUUCUACAUGUUUUGUGCUUGUCGUAGAAAUACGGGCCUGUUGUACCUAGGCGUCGCAUCACGGGCAGCCACUAUCCUCGGUUUACACUUACCGGAGUUAAAUGCGACUUUACCGACUGACAUUCGGACGGUGAGAGUGCAAAUAUGGAAGAGCUUGCGAGUUCUCGAUCUCAUCUGCAAUUCUUUACUUGGGAGACCUAGCGGGACUCAGGACAUUCAGCCCGAGGCUCAAGAAGCAAAAGCUGAGGAGUUCCUGAAGAAACUACGUGACUGGGCACAAGGCCUACCACCAGCUUUGCGUCAACUGUUAACACGACAUAAUGACGGCUACGUGGAAGACAACCACCAGCAAGCAGCCAUUGGCAACAUUCAUGUAGCCUGCAAUUAUUAUUUUGGCGUCAUGUUGGUGACACGACAGUUUCUCAUAAGUGAGGCUAUCACCUGGCUGCAGCAAAGGCAAGCAAACCGAGGCGGCCAGGAAAAAUCUUUUGGUCUUUCUCCGUCUGAUGUAAAGGCACAAGAAUUGGCACGCGUCUGCACAGAUGCAGCAACUUUUCUCGUGCAGAUGUGUCAUGACGCUGGCACAUCAGACUUUCUGCUCGGUAAUAUGUGCAUACUUCAGUAA